Molecule: messenger RNA, 3809 nt
Organism: Bombina bombina (fire-bellied toad)
Lineage: Eukaryota; Metazoa; Chordata; Amphibia; Anura; Bombinatoridae
Gene: MACC1
Product: MET transcriptional regulator MACC1
Exons: 5
Coding region: 132-2681 (849 amino acids)
Cellular component (GO): cytoplasm
Molecular function (GO): protein binding
Source: RefSeq, a predicted model, not a curated record
UGCAUUCGAAUCAUGUAUGAUGAUCCUAAUGUGGGAGAAGGCGGACACUCACAGCAUUUGUCUCUUUUGGGCAGGGCAAAAGGUGAAUCCACAAAGGGCCGCUCUUUGGGGCCCCGCAAUAUAAAGGGAAAAUGUCAAAUCGUCUACAUUCUCUUCGUUCUGGUGGAAUUUCAAGGAGUAAAUCAGAAGGGACGUUAAUUGACUUUGAUGACCAUAAGCCAACAAAUAAUAAUACAGAUAACCCAGGGAAGGAACUGGAAUUACUUAUUGACUGGACCGAUGUAUUCCAAAGCCAUUCUCAGAAUUUUUCAAAAUCUACAAAUCCGUUUCACAAUGGACUUUCCGAAUCAAACCCAUUCCUCUCUGAUUUGGUUCAUGCUAACACAGUUUCAAAGGACAGCAACCAUAUUUCCAUCUUGAAAGAAGAUCCUUAUUUAUUGUUUAGAGAUUCUGAAAACAGAAAAUCGUUUGCAUCUUCAGGAGAUGAUUUUAAUAUUAAUAGUUUAUUAACAAAGUCUACUGCAAAGAAAUAUGCAAGAUCUAAGAGUGUUUCCGACUUGGACAUUUUAGAUACAAAUGAAGGUGACAUUCAGGAUAAUUCUGGGCAAAUUCUUGCUCCAGAUUUGGAAUGGCUUCAAAAUGACCGUGAGGCAUAUAAAAUGGCUUGGUUGAGCCACAGGCAGCUAACAAGAUCUUGUCUUGAUUUGGAUAUUGUUAGCCAAAGCCCUGGAUGGGCACAAACACAAGCUGCCGAUACACAUAUUUUUUGUAAACUAGAUCACGAUGGUGGUUCGGUACAACUACCUAAUUCUGAUAUAACUCUUCAUGUCCCUGAAGGUCAUGUAGCUCCUGGGGAAUUUCAAGACAUCUCUUUAAAAGCUCUUCUCAAUCCACCACCUUCACUUAAUAAUAACCUUUCAACAACUGUAAGUCCUCUUCUUGAAAUAACAUUAAGCAAUAUCAAUACAGCUGAAGAUCUUUUGUUGGAAAUGAAACUUGCUGUUGAGAUAAAGAAGGAUCCUUAUAGUCAGGUAAUGAUGGAAAUUGUAACCUUUUACAGUUACAAAAAAGAAGGUCCUUUUGAAAGACUUCCAAAUGGCUACAUUUAUGACAACACUUUACAAAUUAAAUUACCCAUCCUGAGCCCAGUAACAUAUAUUGUAACUGCUGCACAGGUAAAAUCUGUUGAACAUGCAGUAACUAGUGUAUUUGACCACAUUCAUAAAAUUGUAAGUGUGGCAAUUUAUGGACCUAGGCAUAUCCAUCCUGCUUUCACAACUGUUUUGGCUGUCAUAGGACACAACUAUGCUCCAGCAAAGCUCACAGUUGAUGACAUUAAAAAGCGUGGAAAAAAUAUGCCACCAGUUGUAUUUCAGCUCUGGGGGAAAAAUCAACUCCUUCUUGACAAUAUUCCUGACCUAUCAGUUUGUUUUAUUUCAAGUGACUCCAACUUUGAAAUGAAAGCUGUUGAUAACAAAAAUGGAAUCAGCGUACAACAGCUAAAAACAGGGAAUAUAAUCCGAACACAAUUUCCAUUUUCAUUAAAAAGUAAUGGAGAUGUUCAGCCAUUUGUUUUCAUGGUCCAAAUUAUGGACACCAAGAAUUCAUCUUUAAUUUCAGAAUUCAGUGUGGAAACACCCAGUCCUGCCCCCAAAAUACACUGUAAAUCUAAAGAUAAAUCACAACUACAAAAAGGCAAACAAAUGAUGUCUGCUCCUAUGCCACUAAUAAAUACUGUGAAAUAUCCUACAUUUCAGGAUAAGACUUUAAAGAUAUCUACCUUUGGUGUGACUUUAAAAACUGUUUUACGACAGCAAAAGAUUGAUUAUCUUCUUGAAUAUUUUAAAGGAGACACUGUUGCACUUCUUGGUGAAGACAAAGUAAAAGCAAUUGGACAGGCUAAAGUAAAGGAAUGGUAUGUGGGUGUUUUGAGAGGAAAGAUUGGACUUGUACAUUGCAAAAAUGUAAAGAUAAUUUCCAAGGAGCAAGUCAUUGAUUUUCCAGAUGCGCAAUUUACAACCAAAAUGCUUUUAGAACAAAUUGCUUUGCCAUUUAAAAAACUGACUUACAUUUAUUCUUCAGUGCUUUCACAAGUGUCUGAAAAAGUUUAUGACUGGAAAUGUCUAGCUAAUGUGCUAGGAUACUCACAUUUAUCACUAGAUGAUAUCUGUCAUGCAAACACAGAAAAGGAAUCUGAAAGAGUGUCUUGUGUUGUGAAGAAACUAAAGGAGGACUGUCACGCUGAUUCCAAAAAGAGGAGGUUUCAUUAUGAACUAAUGAUAGGUCUAUUGAAGAUGGAUUGUCAAGGACUAGUGGCUCGUCUUACACAAGAUACCAUCAUUUUGACUGCUGCAGUACAGCUAGGUGUCCGUUGGAGGGAGUUGGCUGAGAAACUAACUAGGCUUACUAGACAACAAAUUGAAGCAUACGAAAUUCCUCACCAUGGAAAAACUGGAGAAGUCAGUUUGCAAAUGAUGUGGAAACCUGCUUUUGACUUCCUAUACAAUUGGGGUGCUCACUAUGGAGAAAGCUACAGAGAUGUUUUACAAGACUUGCACUGUGCUUUGGAUAGGAUGAAAUAUCCGGUGACCAGGCAGUGGAGAGAAUUGACAGGAGCUCUUAUUCUUGUGAAUUGCCUUGAGAUCUUCAGAAUUAAUGCUUUUUCUAUGUUUGAAGAAUGAACAAAUUUGAUAUGAAUUUACUUAUUUAUCUGUAGAUAUAAAAUAUAUUAAUAUUUUUUUAAAGUAUUACUGUAAUGUUUUGAGUUUGUUUUCAUCUGAAAAAGAAACACUCAAAUUUCUUUGUAUAAAAUAAUGACUCUCAAACUCUAGUUUUAUAUAAUAUUAGUGUCAUAAACAUAAUCCAAAAGUUUACUGCUAUGUUUACUUUGGUUCAUUCUGAUUUAUGUUUACAAAGCUAAAGCAACUGCAGAACUGUAAAUGCUUAGCGUAUAUAUAGUGUGAAAUAUUGUUUUCUGUUGGAUGUAUUCUAUAGUUAACAAGGAAGUGAGCGGUGCGCUCUCUUUCUUACCCUCAGCGUGUCUGUGUCUGUGUAUCCGAUUAAGGCACAUGGGAGUGUGGGGAUGACGUGUACAUCACGUGGUUCUGUGUAGGAGAAACGGCAUAUUUGUCCUCAAUGCCAGAAUAAGAGAUCAAAGUACAAAAAGAGUCCCAACACAGGCAAAUGUAGUUAAAAGUUCCAGGCUUUAAUCAGUUUGCUAAAAACAUAUAUGAGUAAAGUAUAGCCAACUACUGCAUAGCAAUGACUGACAAUGUCAUAUAUAAGCAUUCCUGUCAAGAAAGGAAAGCUGAGCUCCUCACACAGCAGACAUGUUUCAUGCUUGCAAAGCACUUGUACACUGCCAUGUUCAAAAGUUGGAUUAACGUUGGAACUUUUAACUACAUUUGCCUGUGUUGGGACUCUUUUUGUACUUGGAUGUACCCUAUACUUGCUAAUCUACAUUAUUGUGAUUUGAUGUUUUCUACAGAUUGUUUUACAGAUUGUAUUGUUAAAUUCAUUCACAUGUCUAAGUGUUUAACCCAUGCAGAGGUGUUUAGCUUAAUGAAAGGUGUGAUAUCAGGUGCAGUGCAUUGCUGCUUCUGAGAAAGACAUGAUUAGAGAGACAAUCAGAGGAAGUAUAUGCAGGUAUCACCAAUCAACAGCUUUAAAGUGCUUAUGAAUAGCAGGAUACAUAUAGAUAUACACAUACAUACAUACAUAAACACACACACAAAUUAAUAUACAGUAUAUAUAUAUAUAUAUAUAUAUAUAUAUAUAUAUAUAUAUAUAUAUAUAUAUGUACACAAACA